Grus americana (Whooping crane) is the source of this 3826-nucleotide messenger RNA. RefSeq names its product plasminogen activator, tissue type (gene PLAT). Gene Ontology annotation, molecular function: serine-type endopeptidase activity. The transcript has 14 exons. Gene Ontology annotation, cellular component: extracellular region. The record is from RefSeq and is a predicted model, not a curated record. Gene Ontology annotation, biological process: smooth muscle cell migration; plasminogen activation. The coding region runs from base 154 to 1830 and encodes 558 amino acids. NCBI's taxonomy places the organism in Eukaryota, Metazoa, Chordata, Aves, Gruiformes, Gruidae.
UCCACCCCCUCGAGCGGAGUUUUAAGCAGGACGGGAGCUGUUCAGGGACCAACGCGGAGACGCAGAAAACGCAAGCAAGACUGGUCUGGAAAGGAAAUCAACAUCAGAAUACAGAAGAGAAAAAGCAAAAAGAUAACUUGAGAUUUGGAGGUGAUGUGGAAAACACUCAGAAUGGAAGGCAAAUUCCCAUGUCUGCUCCUGCUGGUGGGAGCAAUCAUGACUGCUCAAUGCCAGGGCUUACGCAUGCGUUUCAAACGGGGAGCCAGAUCUAGAGCCAUGUGCACAGACAAUUCAUCUGGAGAAAUUUACCAGCACAGGGGGACCUGGCUGAGGCUCUCAGGGAGCAGAAUAGAAUACUGUAGGUGCGACAGUGGUCGGAGUCGUUGCCACACUGUGCCUGUCAGAGCCUGCACUAGAAAUAAAUGCUACAACGGAGGCCAAUGUUCACAGGCAUAUUAUUCCCCACAGCUCUUCAUCUGCCAGUGCCACCAAGGUUUCUCUGGGAAGCAGUGUGAAAUAGAUACUGAAGUUAAGUGCUACAAAGAUGCUGGAGUAACAUACAGGGGUACAUGGAGCAUGACAGAGAGUGGAACUGAAUGCUUAAAUUGGAAUAGCAAUGGCUUGAUGGACCGGACGUACAGCGGCCGGAGAGAGGAUGCUGCUGAGCUGGGAUUGGGCAAUCACAACUAUUGCAGAAACCCAGAUGAGGAUUCCAGACCUUGGUGCUAUAUCUAUAAAGGGGGAAAGUACAUCUGGGAACACUGCAGUGUGCCCUCCUGUUCAAAAGUUGGGAACAGCAACUGCAAAUCUGGAAGAGGCACAGAUUACCGAGGCAGCCACAGUGUUACCAGUUCUGGAGCUACCUGUUUGAGGUGGAAUUCUCGAAUCCUUGUCAACAAGUUAUAUACUGCUUGGAGAAGAGAUGCUUACCAGCUGGGCCUUGGUAGUCACAAUUUCUGCCGGAAUCCUGACAAUGACAGCAAGCCCUGGUGCCAUGUACUGAAAGGAAAUCAGCUCACAUGGGAGUACUGCAAUGUGCCUACUUGCUCCACCUGUGGCUUACGGCAGCACAGAGUACACCAGUACAGGAUUAAAGGUGGCUCCUAUGCAGACAUUGCAGCUCACCCAUGGCAAGCUGCCAUAUUUGUGAAGUAUCGCCGAGCACCUGGAGAGCACUUCCUCUGUGGAGGAAUUCUGAUCAGUUCCUGCUGGGUUUUGUCAGCUGCUCACUGUUUUGAGGAAGGCUUUAGUACAAAUCAGCUGAAAAUUGUGCUGGGUAGGACUUCCCGAACAACUCCUGAGGAAAACGAACAAAAGUUUCAAGUGAAGAGCUACACUGUGCAUCAGAGAUUUGACUCAGAAAAUUUCAACAAUGAUAUUGCUCUGUUGCAGUUGAGCUCGGAUGCAGAAGACUGUGCUAUUGAAACAGACACUGUCCGUGCCGCCUGCCUCCCAACACCGGAACUGCAGCUGCCUGACUGGACUGAAUGCGAGAUCUCUGGUUAUGGCAAAAAUGAAGAAUUUUCUCCAUUCUAUUCAGAACACCUGAAGGAAGGCCAUGUCAGACUGUAUCCAGCCAGUCGGUGCACAACACAGCAUCUAGACAACCGGACAGUUACAGACAAUAUGUUAUGUGCAGGAGACACAAGGCACCUUGAUGAUGCCUGCAAGGGUGACUCUGGAGGGCCUCUGGUCUGUAUGAAGGAUGAUCGUAUGUAUCUAAUUGGAAUCAUCAGCUGGGGAAUAGGCUGUGGUCGCAAAGACAUACCUGGCGUUUAUACAAAUGUGAAUCGUUAUCUUGACUGGAUUCAGGACAACAUGAAACCCUGAGAAAUCAAAAUGAACCAUCCACAAUCUUGUGGCCAUGCCCUCACAGAUUCCUUCUGGGUACUUUAAGGAUGCUGACAGGGCUUCCUGUUUGCACAGAUGCUUAUGACUUUCAGUACAAGAGAAAGACAAACUGCAACAUGUGGGAAGAACACAUUCUCAAGUUACUCUCUUUUCCUUAUUACAGGUUAUUGGAAGCUAACGCUCCUUUCUCCCCACAUCCCCAAGCUUUAUCCUUGCAUCAAAUCCCAUGAGUACAAUUAAAAAUAAAUUUUGGCCCAAGAGAAUAAACCAAGACAGAGAACAUCAUGCAUCCCAUGAGCAGCUAUGUUGUUCUGGGAACUGGUGUGAACUGAAGGCAAAGGGGACAAAUGUAAUCUUAUUUGGCUGUAAAUUGCCAAGACAUUCCAGUCAGGCUUAAGCUCUGUCCUUAUACCAUUUUACUUUUAAGCUGGUUUCAGGUUAACUCCAAUAGAAAGAGCAAAGCUGAAGGCAGCUUAAGUAAGUGUAAGUGGGCUGUAAGUGGGCUGCUUAUUUCGAUAUCAAUAUACUCCUUGCUUUUUCAGUUUGGAACGGAUUCAUUAACUGAGUCUGAGCUUAAACUCUCUGAGCAAAUCCAGAAUGGCAUGCUUGUUAGGACAUUCUAUUCUUCCACUUGCUUUUCCUCCUGGUAGGAACAAAAUAUUUAAAUAAAUAUGGAAUAAGUAAAAAUAUUAACACCGGCCUUAUCUACCACAGAAUCAACACAUUAUUUUUUGACUAUUAAAUUUCUAUGCAUUAUCAUCUGAUACGAAAGCAAAAGCACUCUCUCUAGCGCAGCAGGGCAGAACAAAGGACAAGUGCAAUGGUAGCAGUUUUAGGUGCCUGCUAGCUUUACAUCCACAAGUAAAGAUCAAGUCAAAUGUCACGAGGCUGCAUUUGUCCUUUAAUAGAAGACAGGACAGGUAUAACCAAGUCACUGUGAACUAGAAUCUCAGUAAUCAAGCAUUACUUACUUGCAUUGCAGUUGCCACAUGACACUAAGUGGUAUCUAUGGAUGUCCUAAGAGUUAAGCCUCUUUGAGAGAUUCUCUCUUGUUCAAUUGUUUUAUAAAGUAAGAGAAAGCAGGUGUGACUACCAUUUUACAAAAGAAAAAAAUUAUAUUGAGGCUACAGGAGUUUAGCUUUAGUAUCAAUCAGGACAGUAGCUAGAAAACUAGUCUGUUGUAUUUGGGAAAUUCAAAACAUUGUAACUCAAAAUGUUCACUCUCACAGGUUUAAGGAGCUCUCUGAUCUAUUAGCCCAGCCUCUAGUCUAAUAGAGAAGCUUGUGUAAUAACGAAGUACAAGGAGAGAGAUUUGGUAAGGACACCCAUUACUUCCUCAAAUGGGUUUUAUAAAUGGCAACUUUACAAAUGGUCCAGGUCUUUCUAGCUACCAGCUUAGAAACUGACCUCAAAGAGAUCUUCUCUAAUGUCCUCAGAGAAACUGUGGUGUAAGUCCAGUUAGCUUCAGCAAUGAGUCCCAUAUUCCAGCCAGUGGAAGGAGGAAAAAAAAAAACCCCAAGAUGUUCAUUAAAAAAAAGUGUCACAGUUCAGGGGGGGUUUGUGUGAUUUUUUUUGUUGUGUUAAUUGUAUUUUAUUAAGCAUUAACCUUGAGAAAAAGACAAAUUAAUUUCCAUUCCUUUCCCUUAAACCCACUUCCAAGUGCUACUGUGCCUCACUAUCCUGGCAUUCACAAGCCUGCCAAGUAUUUGCAGCCUGUAAAACACCCAAAACUGUUCCAAUGAGUAACACAGGUAAGUGUCCUCAGGAAUGCAACUUUUGUUCCACAAUUCAGUCUAUUAAAUACAUUAUUUGAGCUUGAUGUGAUCUAACAGCCACCAAUAAAAUGUAACUGAACCACACCUGAUACUGGUAUCUUUUAGAAAAAUACAUCUUACAAAAAAUAAGUUGCAGAGAACAGUUUUACUUCACAGUCAUUACCAGCUCCUUGAAAAUACCCUUACAUGAAAUAUCCAAG